ACAGUUCCACCCCCCCAAAAAGGCCUUCUCCCGCAAUUAUGGGCCGAACGCCUUGUCACGAAACAAGAUCAAAGGACAUCAUUUGGCUAGGGGACACGGAUAACCAAGACUACCUUUUUGAAAAGAUGCUUGGACUAGCCCAAGCCAGCUUCUACCCGCCACAGCGCGACAAGGCCAGCGAAUCCAGGCGUUCUAGAAGGCCGUCAAAACGUCCGGCACAAGAUGUGGUGGCAUCAGAUGAGAAAAACCUUCCUGGGUGCCGGACGCGAUGCUGCUGGCGCCGCUUGCCGGCCGUCCCGUUUGGAUCACUUGCAAUGUUUGUGCAUAUCCUGUCAUUUCAUAGCGACCUCAACUGCAGCCUGCAUCCCCUGGGGGGGGGUGACGAUGUCGUCGCCCACAUAUGACGUUGGAUGGAUUGGUUGGUUGGUUGGUUGUUUCGUUGAUACCCGCUGUGCUAUAUCCCACGUCGCCUCGUACAUCAUGCCUCUCGCCUCCUCGGACCUGGGCAGUUGUCGUGAGCACACGCACGCCCGCCCGCCCCGACGCUAUUUGUCCACUUCAAAUUGCCCGGUAGGUUCGCCGCGUGAUGCGUCCUCGCACGCACAUGCCCGACGCGCCGUGCACGCCCUGCAGACCCUCCCAAGUGUAACCGUCGCCCGGCGGCUUCGGAAACCGCACGCAGCGACCCUCAUCUUUUCCUGGGCCGUCCUCUCUCGAGACCCUCCAGAGUGCGACGGGAGGCUGCGAAAGAUGGGCGCAGGUCUCAUGUAGACGUAUUUCACAUCACCAUAGACACCCUGCUCCCCUUCCCCUCCCACCUCCAUGCCCCUCAGCCGAGCCACGAAUCCUUCAGGAGACACCGUUGAUGACGGCCUGGCCGCUCUUGAGCUUCCCCGUGACGACGUCGACGAUGGCCCGGAACGCCUCCAUCUCCUCUUCGAC
This is a messenger RNA of Colletotrichum navitas, 942 nucleotides long. RefSeq lists its product as uncharacterized. The coding region runs from base 223 to 771 and encodes 182 amino acids. Lineage: Eukaryota; Fungi; Ascomycota; Sordariomycetes; Glomerellales; Glomerellaceae. The record is from RefSeq and is a predicted model, not a curated record. The transcript has a single exon.